AUGCAGCGCUCGCUGUUGUCUUCAACCAACCCAGAAUUUUCUGCCCUUCGUUUUCCUACAUUCACUGAAUUUAAAGUAGAAAAUUGGCGUCUUUCUCGAGAUGGAACUGGGAAGAUAGUCAAAGGCUCAUCCAGCUGGUCCUGGCCAGACUGCAUUCCACCAGUGAUAGUAGCCUACCUCUGGCCGAAAACGAGCUUAUGGGCCCGGAUUACUAUUAUAAUGCUCGUGGCUGUUUUAGUUUGGUUGAAGUGCACUCAAGUUCUGUUCGAGUCUGUUGUAGUCUUCCCGGACCAUGGUAUACAACUAGAGACACACCGUGGGCUACCACCAUGGACGUUUUCCGUCUCGAGACGUUUCAUACCCAAAGCUACAUUGCGAGAUGUAGUUAUAAACGAGGGCAUAACGCGAUGGAACAUUCGGUACUACUUGCUUGCCAUAAACCAACGAAAGCCAGACGUUGUGGAUAUUGAACUGUUCUUUCCUAAUAUCCUUCCCCAUUUCCCGGUACUCCAGGAGGUUUAUUGCGGAGUUCAUGACAUACUUUUCAGAGCAUAGCAAGGUUCUAACAAGUUGUUGCAUAAUGAUGAUAAUAAUCCAAUCCAGGAAUCUGUAACGAUGUGAUGAUCUAGAGGGUUGAAGCUACUGUAUUACACUGAGCUGCCCUUGACCUAUGGCGCAGUACACACUCGUCACCA
Marasmius oreades (fairy-ring Marasmius) is the source of this 695-nucleotide messenger RNA. RefSeq lists its product as uncharacterized. The transcript is spliced from 5 exons. Lineage: Eukaryota; Fungi; Basidiomycota; Agaricomycetes; Agaricales; Marasmiaceae. Gene Ontology annotation, cellular component: glycosylphosphatidylinositol-N-acetylglucosaminyltransferase (GPI-GnT) complex. The record is from RefSeq and is a predicted model, not a curated record. Gene Ontology annotation, biological process: GPI anchor biosynthetic process. The coding region runs from base 1 to 555 and encodes 184 amino acids.